Molecule: messenger RNA, 1567 nt
Organism: Pomacea canaliculata
Lineage: Eukaryota; Metazoa; Mollusca; Gastropoda; Architaenioglossa; Ampullariidae
Product: neo-calmodulin-like
Exons: 6
Coding region: 407-865 (152 amino acids)
Cellular component (GO): myosin II complex
Molecular function (GO): calcium ion binding
Source: RefSeq, a predicted model, not a curated record
CUUCAGGCAGGUGAACUGGUCACCGCUUUUGUUGAAGCUGCUGUAGUCGAGUGCGUAAAGAAAGUAGUUUUCAAUGCAAACUUUGUAAGGAUGUGGCUGUGUGUCCCGUGGGAAGGUGCAGCUAUUUUUUUAAUGUCACACCCCGUGUCGAGCAGACAGAACGUGUUGCGUCAGGGUUUGUGGAGCGCGGGUAUGUCUAGCGUGUGUGAGCACAUACCCUGAAGUGAACAGGACGCCAUUACACCGUCUGCAACCCCGACAAAGGCUUUGAUCGUCACCUGCGUUGAAGUGUGUAAAGUUUAUAAGCUGACAAGCUGUGUAAACCUCGUAAACUGUGAAGAAAGACGUUUACAGUUGGAGGGUACUGUGAAGGUCUUCACUAAACAACGCGAAGAGGUGCACAGCGAUGUCAAAGGAGAGAGAGGAACAAGAACUAAUCUGGAGGGAUAUUUUCCACAUGUUUGAUCGGGAUGGGAACGGCCGGGUGUCUGCAGCCGAAGUGGGCGUCAUUCUGCGGGGCCUGGACCGGAACCCCUCCCAGCAGGAACUUAAAGACAUCAUCCGUCAGGUGGACAAGAACGGUACGGGUCAGAUAGAGUGGGAGGAGUUCGCCGACUUCAUGAGAAGCAUCAAAAUGGCGACCGCGCAAGAGCAGAUGGAACAAAUUCUGUUAGCCUUCAAGCUCUUCGAUAAAAACAACGACGAUUACAUCGACGCCAAGGAGCUGCUGCGUGUAGUGACGUCGAUGGGGGAGAGACUGACGCAAGAGGAGGCCGAGGAGAUGAUACGAGUCGCUGACGUGGACAACGAUGGUCGCAUCAACUAUAAAGAGUUCGUGAAGUUCAUCAUGGCACCCUGCUUAUAACACGAAGGACAACACUAGGAGAUGUGGGGUGGCUGUCAGGGCUACCCGCUCCCAGAUACUUUCUGUUUCUUCAUCAAGCUGAUAUCCUAUGCGAAGCACGUUUCUAUGGAGUUCACCAACCACCCAAAGGAGCGAAACUCCAAAACAAUUUAACAGUAUACUUUAGAACAACAGCCAUGACAAUUGUAGAAAACAUGGGUUGUUUGCUUGUUUAAGGUAUGGUUUGUUUAGUGUGGUGCUUCCUUAAUGGGUGGUUAAUUAGCGUUCUCCGAGUUGACAGAAAGUGUUCACUCCAGCUGUAGAAAGACCUACUUCCACUAAUAAGUCAGAUAUGAACUACUCCUCGGUGUACGCUUACAGGUGUCUUGUGUUGUAAAUAAUCUGCUCGCCAACUUUCAUCAGAAUUUUAUUCCUUGAAAAAGACAAAGUAUUUUUUUUUCACUUGUGGAACAGUGCAAAACUGAUCCUUUCCUCUUUUUUCAAUGUUGUAACACCAUCUACCACCGAGGACUGUGGCAGUCCAUGAUGGCUGCGUGUGAGCAUGAUGAUAAAAGUGCUGACAGUGGUGGGUGUAUAUUUGUGAUGUUGCUGGUUGGAUUGGAAUUUCAUUGUUGUCAUCUAUGCUAACUCGCUGUUUGAUCAGUUCUCAAGUCAAAUAUAACUGUUUGGCUAAUCUUUGAUGUAAUAAAUAGAAUCAAAAUA